This is a messenger RNA of Rhinichthys klamathensis goyatoka, 4739 nucleotides long. It is a transcript of the gene scai, whose product is annotated as suppressor of cancer cell invasion. Bases 263 to 1999 code for a protein of 578 amino acids. NCBI's taxonomy places the organism in Eukaryota, Metazoa, Chordata, Actinopteri, Cypriniformes, Leuciscidae. Gene Ontology annotation, cellular component: nucleus. Gene Ontology annotation, molecular function: transcription corepressor activity. Gene Ontology annotation, biological process: DNA-templated transcription. The record is from RefSeq and is a predicted model, not a curated record. The transcript is spliced from 17 exons.
CAUGUUACUUUGAGCGGGUUGCCACAACAUAGUCAAUGAAGAUACAACUGGCCAGACUGAACUGUCGACUGCAGUAGAUGCCGAAUGGCAGAUACUCCCUGCUCUUCCCUGGGAGGGUGAUUUGAAUGAGCUGGAUGUAAACGACGGUGCGGCACCGCACUGGAUGUCUAGAUUUGUGUCGGGGAGAGAUUCACAGGCGCGCGCUACCUGGAGACGCCGUUCUUGAGGAGCCGAAACGGAAGAUCAGUGCUCAGCAGCUGCCAUGACAGGGGUGGGGGCAGAGGAUGACAUCCCUCUCUGUGAGAGGAAAACUGUCACUGACUUCUGCUAUCUCCUGGACAAGUCCAAACAGCUUUUCAAUGGCUUAAGGGAUCUGCCUCAAUAUGGACACAAGCAGUGGCAGUCCUAUUUUGGCCGAACAUUUGACGUAUACACCAGGCUGUGGAAGUUUCAGCAGCAGCACAGACAAGUCCUGGACAACCGGUAUGGUCUCAAGAGGUGGCAGAUAGGUGAAGUGGCCUCAAAAAUUGGGCAGUUGUACUACCAUUACUACCUCCGCACUUCAGAAACAAGCUAUCUAAAUGAAGCCUUUUCUUUCUAUUCGGCCAUUCGCCAGCGAUCAUAUUACCACCAAGUCAACAAAGAAGACAGGCCUGAGCUGGUUGUAAAAAAGCUGAGGUAUUACGCUCGGUUUAUCGUUGUUUGUCUGUUGCUCAACAAGAUGGACCUGGUUAAAGUGCUAGUCAAGGAGCUUUCUGAGGAGAUUGAGGACUACACCCAGCGCUUCAACACAGAGGACCAGUUAGAGUGGAACCUGGUGCUGCAAGAAGUUGCUGCUUUUGUGGAGGCAGAUCCUCUUAUGAUCGUAAAUGAUGACAACGCCAUGGUGGUCAUAUCCAAUCGGCUGCAGGAGGGGGGUGUGCCCCCUCUUGAACAGGGCAUGGUGGUUGGCCAGCUCACCUUGGCAGAUGCACUCAUCAUUGGCAACUGUAACAGUCAGGUGAAGUUUAGCGAGCUGACCAUCGAUAUGUUUCGUAUGCUUCAAGCGCUUGAGAGGGAACCAGUGAACCUGGCCACACAAAGCUCCAAACCAGGGACACUUGUAAGAGAAGACUCUUACACUCUCCCUGUCACUCUCUAUGAGCCCAAUGAAAAGCCUGCCAAAAGAGAGAACCCUCAUAAAUAUCUACUCUACAAACCAACCUUCAGCCAGCUCUUCACUUUCCUGUCUGCCUCCUUCAAGGAGCUGCCAGCCAAUAGUGUCCUGCUGGUGUAUCUCUCUGCCACUGGAGUUUUCCCCAAUGGACGCUCUGAGUGUGAAGGACCUUAUGACUUUGGAGGUGUCCUGACCAAUACUAACCGAGAUGUGGUGAAUGGUGAGAUGGUGCAGAAGAGAAAUCAGGCACAAAAAGAGAUGCACUGCCUCCACCCAGGAGACCUUUUCCCCUUCACCAGGAAACCUCUGUUUAUCAUUGUCGACUCAUCCAACAGCACAGCUUAUAAGAAUUUCUCCAACCUGUUCGGUCAACCACUUGUAUGCCUGCUUUCUCCAACAGCAUAUCCGAAGAGCAUGCAAGACCAGUCUCAGCGUGGAAGUCUGUUUACUCUCUUCCUCUACAACCCCCUCAUGGGGUUCCUGUCUGUCUGUGGACUGAGCAGCAUGCGCUAUGGAUUGUGGGAAAAGGCUCAGGAACUCCUGCGGAAGGUUUUCCAUGACAUUGGCCAGAUGAUCACGAGUUCCCGAGUUAUAGAUCAGGCUUUUCUGCAGUUUUAUGGCGAUGAGUUUCUGCGACUGCUCAUGAUCCGUUUCGUGUUCUGCUGCACCACGCUCCGAUUACACAAGCUCUUCCGGGAAGCGAGGAGUUUUCCAGAAUCGUACCCCCAGCUGCCGAAACAGGAGAUGGUGGAGAGCAGCCUUCUACAGAAACAUGUGCUUGAGCUGGCGGCCAUGUUGGAUGUGCAAAACCUCUUCUCUGAUGGCUUGUUGGAUAACUAUUGACCACAUGGUGGCACCAUGCCAACUUCCAGACACACACACACACACACACACACACACGCUCAUGUCCAUACACGGAUACACAAGUUGUAGGUAGUUUCUUCUGAAUAAGCUGGUUGUUUAACCUAAUCUCAUUAAGAUCUAGAUAGUUCAAGAGAAAAUAUCUCAUCAUUGUGGGCAGAUAUUUACAGUUUGUCUAGUUCACAUGCAUUUCUAGAUUUUAACUAACUACACACACCCAGAUGCAAAAGCGUUGCUCCCAACAUACAGGAGAACACGGAGAUUUACUACAUGCAUGUACCGUAUGAGUGUACGAGCGCAGGCACACGGGCGUUCAGACCUGUUGAGGGAAGCUAUCGCCGUUUCUGAAGGUGAUUAGAAAGCACAAGAUAACAUAGGAGACUUCAGAAAGAGAUUUGGAAACAUUUUGUAAAUGUCAAUUGGUGUAAUUCCAGGGAGAUUCUUCCAAAAAGAUGAGCCUAAGGCUUUGACAAAACACAUUUUGGAGAAGGAAGUUUGUUUUCCCUUCUCAACACUCUGCCUCUGCAACGUUUACACAAUUUUUUCCGUAGGGAGCGUGCAGCAUGUUUGCAUUUAUUUGCUCUGUCUUGCCUUUCUUGUUUGUUUUCGUUCAUUAAAACGUGUUCGUUUUUCGUCUUGACACAAAUUUCGUGGACUUUAGCCUGGCCUUUUGAAGGAGGUCCACCGCGCUGUGCCUCUUUUGGGUUAUUUUGGUAAUCAGCUAACUGGUCCUCGAAUAAUCGCUACGUUGACACCAGAAUCUCCAUUUUAUCGAGCGCUUCUUCAAAAGAGAUUCUUUUUAGCAUGCCUCAGUAGUGUGGUAAGCCCAUACUUGCAUAGCUGAUGUAAUAACCUAAUGUCUUAUUCCAUGUGUGCAGUGGACACCAAUAGCCAACAAAGUUCUCUUUUAUAGUGUCACAGAGAUGUACAGGCGUACUCCUGUAUAUAAGUACAAAUUUGUGUAUAUAUCUAUAUAUAUAUAUAAAUAUAUGUAUAGUUCUAUAAGAAGUCAAUGUGAUGCAGAGAAGUGUUUCUGUCUGGGUUGUUUGUUGUGGCAGAUCUGUGAAAAAAAAUGACCCUCUGCAUGUGACAGGGGCAGUGUUCUUUUGUCUAAUCUGUGAAUGGACCAUGCCACUGUCUCAACUGCGCACCUUCCCGCCACUUCACACAAGUGCAGUCAGCUGACAUUCCAAGGAUCAUGGCAUAAGAGCAUGCCUCCUUCACGCCCCAUCUGUGUCAAGGACAAGUGCAUUGCAUCGGUCUAGUAAGAAGUGAUGUGAUCAAUUUUUCGUUCGGUUCAUUACGUCACGUUGAUAAUUACGAUGAUAGCGGUUACAAUAACAGCCUUGCACUUUACUUGCACUAUUUAAGUUUUAUUCUGAUGUUAUUUAUUGUGCUGUUGGCAAGAGGCAUGUCUGAUCAUUCUGUUAUGUCACACUUUUGGCAAAAAGCUCAUCCCUUUCUCCGUCUGUGAUCUCUGGUACAAAACGGCACACAUAAUGAUGGAUUUUUCAACGUUUACCAACUCUUCCCCAGAACUGCUGGUUUUAUCAUGGACAUUCAAAUAGGACCAAAUGAUUCUUGCAUGUGGAGAGCACAAGGUCCCGUAAAAUACCGUCAUCUCUCUCCUUUAGUGUAGUUUAUAUUUUAGCACGUUUUCACGUCAUAGCUGCUUCCACGCACUUAUUUAAAAAAAAAAUAAAAAACAUUCUCUUGUGUAAAAAGAGAGAAGUUUGCUAACGAACAAAUCACUGCCAAACAAAAUCAACUUUAACAUAGAAAAUCCACUGCCCAAAUUACAGUCUUGCAGGCACAAAUUGUUUCAUGGCCUAGCUUUUUAUUUUAUUUUUUAUUAUUAUACUGUUUUAGUUUGCCAAAAGGAGGAGGGCUGGAUGGAGAUGAAGAGGGAAACAGAUGGUGGAUGUCACCGUUUCCUCUCCUCUAGUUGUCUGACCUUGACUGGUGGACUGUCGAAUGUUUUUGCCUUAUUUAAUUUAUGUUAGUAUGUGUGUGUAUAAGUAUCUUAACUUCACAGCAUCCUAUAGAUUAGCUCUGUAAGUUCUCGCUCAGACUGUCCCGGGAUAGUGCUGUAUUCACACCACACACCAUUCAUCUGAGAGCACAGGGGUGAAUACGGACUUUAAGCACUUAUAUGUGAAAUGUACCACAGCAUAAACCUACCAAUUUAAGAUUUAGGGGGAAAUGCAAUACCCCUUUUUUAUUUUAUUUAAGUGUUUUCUUACCUAUUGCCCACAUUUAUGUAGUAGAUGCAUGUUAUUUAGCAGAUCUGUUAAAUGUCGAUGCCCCCUGCACCAUUGUAAUGAAUGCUGUAAAUGCAUUAGCAGCCAUGAUUGGAAGGAACAGAAAGAAAAUCAACUGCAUUUGUUUUCUAUUGUCAACAUGGGGCCAGAUCUAAGGUGUAGUAAUGGUGAUUUCUACCAGUUCCUACUGUUGUGGGAGGGAACAUUUUCAAAAGUGAUGUAAUGGUCAGAAUACUCUUUCUUUAUAAGUUAAGGGGUUCUAGAGUUGCUAGUUGAACUGCAUUGUCCAAUUGUCAUGUGUUUUUAAUCACUUAACUGUUUUGUCUUAUCUGUUGCCAAAUUAUAUUUGAUGUUUGUUGUUAAAUGCAGAGAAAAAAAACAAAACAGUGAUGAAACCAAAACAUGCAAGCUUUUUGUUUUUAAGAAUGCUAUUUAAGAAUAUUAAAAAGUUUAUGACUGUU